Messenger RNA from Diospyros lotus (date-plum), 1234 nucleotides. RefSeq names its product GTP-binding protein SAR1A. The transcript has 3 exons. The record is from RefSeq and is a predicted model, not a curated record. The coding region runs from base 211 to 792 and encodes 193 amino acids. Gene Ontology annotation, cellular component: COPII vesicle coat; endoplasmic reticulum exit site. NCBI's taxonomy places the organism in Eukaryota, Viridiplantae, Streptophyta, Magnoliopsida, Ericales, Ebenaceae. Gene Ontology annotation, molecular function: GTPase activity; GTP binding. Gene Ontology annotation, biological process: vesicle organization; endoplasmic reticulum to Golgi vesicle-mediated transport; membrane organization.
AAACAAACUCGAAUCUAAUCCAAUCCUAUCUAAAUCGCGUGAUGAAUGACGAAUCACUCCUCCUGGCGUUAACCAUAUACUGGCAUUACCAAUUAGGCCCCCCUCCUCCUCCUCCUGGCUCGUCUAUUAUCUUCCAACCGAACAGUGAUUGAAACAGAAGAGAAGAAGCUAGAUCUGCUGGAAUUGGAAUUCAGCGAUUCUGAAAGCAAAAUGUUUCUUCUUGAUUGGUUCUAUUCCGUGUUGGCCUCUCUCGGUUUAUGGCAGAAAGAAGCCAAGAUCUUGUUUCUUGGCCUCGACAAUGCUGGCAAGACCACUUUGCUUCACAUGCUUAAAGACGAGAGGUUAGUUCAGCAUCAGCCAACGCAGUAUCCGACGUCGGAAGAGUUGAGCAUUGGAAAAAUCAAGUUCAAAGCCUUCGAUUUGGGAGGCCACCAGAUUGCUCGCAGAGUCUGGAAGGAUUAUUACGCCAAGGUGGAUGCUGUAGUGUACCUGGUGGAUGCGUAUGACAAGGAGCGAUUUGCAGAAUCAAAGAAGGAACUGGAUGCACUGCUUUCUGAUGAGGCCCUGGCCAAUGUCCCAUUCCUCGUGCUGGGGAACAAGAUUGACAUACCAUAUGCUGCCUCAGAAGACGAGUUGCGCUACCACCUCGGUCUGACCAGUGUCACGACCGGGAAGGGGAAAGUAAAUCUUGAGGAUUCAAACGUCCGACCAUUGGAGGUCUUCAUGUGCAGCAUCGUACGCAAAAUGGGAUAUGGCGAUGGCUUCAAAUGGGUUUCUCAAUAUAUCAAUUAGUGGGGCAGCAGCAUCUCCAGACGUCCAAGCCCCUCCUCCCACCAGAAGAAAGACAACAAGAGACAACAGAGAUCAUCAGGUAUUAGUUUUUUGGCUAUCCCAAGUGUGGUUUUUCGGUUGCUGCCACCCUGUAAAAUUGAUAUAUCUUGCUUACAGACAAACCGGUGGGCCCUUGGCCCUGGCCUUGGGGCUGUAGUUUCUUUCUCCAGUUUACUCCUCCAGGCCUUCUAGUUCUAGUUAGUUUCUGUGGAAGAGCUGGGGGUGUAGGGGUAGACUGAAGAGCAAAGGUUACAAAUUCCCAUUAUUUUUACCUAGUAGUCUAGUGACAACUGGGGUUGUUUGGUAGAGAAUAAUGUUAGAGAUGAUAUCGCUUGUCUUUCAUCUAAUCGUGACUGCAUGUAGUAGUACCCUUUACGUUGAAUCAGAUUUUAUAUUUAAAUCA